Molecule: messenger RNA, 2943 nt
Organism: Carassius carassius (crucian carp)
Lineage: Eukaryota; Metazoa; Chordata; Actinopteri; Cypriniformes; Cyprinidae
Product: mitogen-activated protein kinase 4-like
Exons: 6
Coding region: 778-2799 (673 amino acids)
Biological process (GO): intracellular signal transduction; cell surface receptor signaling pathway; protein phosphorylation
Cellular component (GO): nucleus; cytoplasm
Molecular function (GO): MAP kinase activity; ATP binding
Source: RefSeq, a predicted model, not a curated record
CACGGCCCAACUGAGCUCUGGAUGUGUGCACGAGCGCGCAGAUGUCAGGAUCACCGUGUGACGGACGGGGAGAGAGUUACGUCAUCGAGGGGGCACCAACGAGUUUUGCCAAAGGAAAGCUUGUAGAUUCACAGUGGAAGAGGGGCGCUGGGAAACGAACACAUGCUGUGUGUCUCAAAUGAACGCUCUCUCCGCGGUUUCUCCCGGUGACGCUAUCGCGGGGAAUGCAUGAGAAGCAUGACACAUAGCUGCGUGAGGAGCAUGGAGGGUACAGGACAGCCUGGAGCCAGAGACGGCAAGUGAAAGCUUUUAGAAUCCAAAUGAAACUCACCUGCUGCUAACGUUAAAGUCAUACAUUAGAGAACCUCCAACUCCAGUGCAGCAGUGUAAUUGAGUUUGAAUGUAUCAUGGAGUGUUUUUAGGGUAGAGGAUCCUGGGACACUGCGUUUUUGUGAGUGUUUGCUGUAUGCAGCAGGCACUGGCUGACUGUGGGAUGUUGCUAUGGAAACACUUGCCCUGUUCUAGGGUGUUGAGUUGUAUUCCACCCAGUACUGUGCCCCCAUUACUGUGCAAAUGUGAUUUAAGAUCUCUCUCUUCAAGAAGAAGGGUUCAUUUUUGCUUCGUGCAGCUGUAGUUUGAAUUGUAGAUUGUAAUAAAAAUAAUCUGGUGAUUUUUUUUAUAGCUUUGUUAUAGAAUAUUGCAUUGUUUGGUCUUUUAUCAUUCUCCUCACUCCCUGCAGCCUCUCACAGGCAAUGCCCAAAUGCUCCUCUCUAAGCCAUGGCCUGGCAGAAUACAUCCCAAUUUCGAUAUGGCUUUGACCUGGGGGGACAUUACCAGGAUCUGCGUCCUCUUGGCACGGGAGCGUCCGGCCUCGUCCUGUCUGCGGUGGACAGGCACAGCGGUCUGUGUGUGGCGGUUAAGAAGCUGGUCAUGCGAGAUGCCGUCAGUGUAAAACACGCUCUGAGAGAGGUGAAGAUCACCCGCCACCUGCAGCACGAGAACAUUGUCAGGGUGUAUGACGUGAUGGGCCCGUCCGGUCACCCUUUACCUCUCGACCUUACCCAUCUGUCAGCAAUAUACAUAGUGCAAGAGUGUAUGGAAACUGACCUGGCACGAUUACUGGAGCGAGGGCCGCUGCCAGCAGAACACGCCACCCUGCUCUUUUAUCAGCUGCUUCGUGGGCUCAAGUUCAUCCACUCGGCAAACGUACUGCACCGUGACCUCAAGCCAGCGAACAUCUUUAUCAACACAGAGCAAAUGCUGCUGAAGAUCGGAGACUUCGGUCUGGCUCGCAUUGUGGACCCACAUUACUCACACAAGGGAUAUCUGUCAGAGGGAAUGGUCACUAAAUGGUACCGUUCACCGAGACUGCUGCUGUCUCCAAAUAACUACACUAAAGCAAUUGAUAUGUGGGCCGCAGGCUGCAUUCUGGCUGAGAUGCUCACAGGCCGCAUGCUGUUUGCAGGUGCUCAUGAACUGGAGCAGAUGCAGCUGAUUUUGGACACCGUGCCUGUUAUUAGAGAGGAGGACAGACAGGAACUUCUGAAGGUCAUGCCCUCGUUUGUAGGUCAAGGGUGGGAGGUCAAGAAGUCACUCAGAAAACUAUUGCCAGAGGUGGAGGACAAAGCCAUUGAUUUUCUGGAGUGCAUCCUCACCUUUAAUCCCAUGGACCGACUGACAGCAGAAGAGGCUUUGUCUCACCCACACCUGCAGAGAUACUCGUGUCCUCAGGACGAGCCUGUCUCCCUGCAGCCUUUUCGCAUAGAGGACGAGCUAGAGGACAGUCUGGUCACCGAGCACGGCCAUGCGCUCAGCUCCCACUGGGACAGGUUUGAUGGGAGUUUGUCGUCAGACGUUUAUUGGCCGCAGCAGGAGCAGUGUGGCUGCAUGCAGAGCGUCUCUGAACUGGGAGAGGCGGAAGAUGAAGAAGUUCAAAGAGAUCCACGAGCGAGUUCAACGGCCCACAUCGAGGAGGUUCAGGUAGACCCUCGCAAACACUCCCACAGCAGCUCCGCAGAGCGCUUCCUGGAGCAGUCGCACUCGUCUCUGGAGCGCAUCUGUGGUCAGUUCACGGAGCUGGACUGUGGCCGCUCCUGCGAUUACAAAGUGGGCUCUCCGUCCUACCUGGACAAGAUUGCGUGGCGGGAAGGUAAGCCGCAGCACUACUCUGAACCCAAGCUAAUACUGGACCUGUCUCACUGGAGGCAUAACACCAUGUCUGCUCCGAGAGGGGGCAGCGUGGAGAAGCCUCUCUUCGAACCUGGAGAUCUGUUCCAGGAGAUCUCGCACUGGGUGGAGAGCACACAGUCUGGUCUCCACUCACCUGGUUCUCCUCAAAAACCACUCACCUCCCCGUGUUCCCCUCCUCAACCUCUAUCUCCUACAAUGCUGCCUCAUUCUCAAAUGCAAACCGCGGGGGCUUUGCAACUGACCAGCCCUCACGACAGCAGGAGGAGUCCUAACCCAUUCUUCUCUGCACCUCCUUCUCUGCUGCCCACUUCACCUUCCUCUCCUCAUCACAGUUCAUCCGAUUACCUUUCUUUCUCCAUUCGUUGCAAGAACGAUGCAGAGCCAUCGCAGAUAGAUCCUUCCAGAGAAGAACAUUUUGAUCUGGAUGUGUUUAUCUCUCAGGCUCUGAGGCUCUGUGGUCAGAGCGAGGUUCUGGUGGAGAACUCAGAUGCUCCUGAAUCGGGAAGCAUUAGUCAUGUUCGUAACGUCGCAGAUCACAGACCCUCCAGAACACAAACUCUAACGCCGGAGAUGGUCAAGGCUCAUGGAUAUCAUAAAGAGCACUGGUAGAGGAUAUCUUUGACUUUUUAUUUAAUGAUACUGAAGAUGUUUGGCAAUAAUGAAUGUGAAAACUGAGAAUGUGAGAAUGUUGUUUUAUUACCCGAAGCUAUGAUUCUGUAUUCCACCAGAAAUCUCAAGUAUUUACCUCUAGAA